AUGGCCCACACCAAGCAAACCUCUCGCAAGUCCACAGGAGGGAAGGCGCCGAGGAAGUCCGCUCCGGCCACCAGCGGAGUCAAGAAGCCCGAACAAAUGAAGGCCCGGAACCGUGGCCCUCUGCGAGAUCCGAAAGUACCAGAAGAGUACCGAGCUCUUGAUGCGCAAGCUGCCCUUCUAGUGCUGGUUCGCGAGAUUGCACAGGAUUUCAAGACCGAUCUUAGGUUCCAAAGCUCUGCUGUUUUUGCUCUCCAGGAAGCCGCCGAGGCAUACCUGGUCGAUCUCUUUGGGUACACCAACUUGUGCACCGUUCAUGGCAAGAGGGUCACCAUUAUGCCUAAGGACAUUCAGCUCACCAGAAGGAUUAGGGGAGAACGAGCUUUAAUGUAA
This is a messenger RNA of Linum tenue, 390 nucleotides long. Lineage: Eukaryota; Viridiplantae; Streptophyta; Magnoliopsida; Malpighiales; Linaceae. The record is from the annotation of a GenBank genome assembly.